UAGUGGAGGAGCGAAGUGUCUCCACGUGAAGCGGUGUGAGCAUGGCGUCGAUUCAGGAGCCGGAGGUCCAAUUCGCACAGAAACUGGCCUCCAAUGAGAAAUCGACCCGGACCAAGGCUAUCAAGAAACUGAGGAAAUACAUCAGUGUCAGGUCACAGAAAGCGGCAGGUGGGUUCAGGAGUGAUGAGCUGCUCAAGCUGUGGAAGGGUCUGUUUUACUGUCUGUGGAUGCAGGACAAACCACUGCUGCAGGAGGAGCUGUCAAAACAGAUCUCCACCCUCAUCCACAGCUUCCACAAUUCUGACGGACAGUUUUUAUACCUGGAGAGCUUCCUGCUGACCUUCAAGAGAGAGUGGACCGGGAUCGACAGGCUGCGGAUGGACAAGUUCUUCCAGCUGGUUCGCUUCAUGUUCAGACAAACGUUUGAGCUGCUGAAGAAGAAAAACUGGGAGAGCAGUGAGGUCUCCAGGUUUCUGCAGCUGCUGGUGGCUCAGCUCCUACAGAGUGGUAGCGAAGCACCCAGCGGGCUGCAGUUCCACAUCCUGGACCUUUACAUGACUGAACUGGCAGCUGUGGGCUCAGCAGAGCUCACAGCUGAUCAGAACCUGACGUUCAUUGAGCCGUUCUGCAAAACAGCCGCUAGAACCAAAGAUCGGAGUCUUUUUGGAGCCAUCUGCAACAGCAUCUUCAGCACCAUUAUUGACCAGGCUCCCUUUGCCAUUGAAGACUUGAUGAAGGAGGUGAAAGCAGCUGAGGACUCAGAAUCAGAAGACGCCUCUGAAAAGGACCUCAUAGACCAGAUAAAAGACAAAAACAGCAAACCACUCAGCAAGAAAUGGACAGGGAAGCAGGUCAAUGGUAGUACAUCAGAUGAGGAUGACGAGUUUCUUCACUUGGAAGACUCGGACACAGAGCUGCUAGGUGAUGAUGACAUCGGACCAGUUCUACAGUUUGACUAUGCGGCCCUGGCAGACAAGCUGUUGGAGUUGUCAGGUCGGAGCAGCACACCGAGCCAGAACAGACAGAGACUCUACAAGAUCAUCAAAGUGCUGCGUGACCUCGGUGAAGGCAUCUUCCCUCAGGAUGAGUAUCCAGAGGAGGUCUCCACAGAUGAGGAUGAUGACAUGUUUGGCAGCAGGAAGAGGAUGAAGAGAGGAGGAGGUCACAUGGAGGAGGAUGAAGAGGGAAACCCAGCAGCGAAGAAGAGUAAAGGCAAGAAAAAGGAAGCAUCAACACUCAACAAGCAAAGCAAUGACCAGGGAAAAGAUGAACAAGCAGACCUGAACUCUAAUGAUGAAAACAAAAAGAAGAAAAAGAAGAGGAAGAAAAAGAAAGCAGGGAAGGAUGAGAGUACAGGUGUUGAGGAAAAUGCAGAGAAGUCCGAGCAGGGACACAAUGAGGCGCAAGCUCCAAGUACAGUUAAAGAGACUGAAGGAAGUCCACAGUGCUCACGAGCUGCAGAGGCUCAAAGCUCUAUCUCAUCUGUAAAAGUCACAGCAGCAUCUACUUCAGAGGGUCAGUCAGAAACUCCGGUCCUCUCUGAGGUCAAGAAAAAGCCUUCAGUUACAGUCACAGAAGAAGCCAGCACCACAGACAACAAGGACCAAUCUCAAACCGUUUCAAAGAAGAAGAAAAAGAAGGACACGUCUGAGCCUAAACCUCAGGGAGCAGAGACAGGAGAGGAGCAGCAGACUGCUCAAGUGUCCCCUGAAGCAGACGCUCCAGUCUCUGGGAAGAAGAAGAAGAAGAGGAGCCUGGAAGCUGAGUCACAGACAGAUGAGGUUGAGGCUCAGUCACAGGUGAACACAGAGGCAGAGAUCACAUCAGGAAGUUGUGAAGAAACCACAAUGACAACACCAGAGACCAACGCUCUAACUCCUUCCAAGAAGAAGAGUAAGAAAAAGAGCCUCAAGGCUGAUGCACAGGUUGAGGUGGACACUGAGAUCUCAUUUGAAGCAUCACAAUGCACCGCUGCAGUGCCACUUAAAAAGACAAAGAAACAGAUACUUGAAUCUUCAGCUGCUGUAAAUGAAAGCACCAGAACACCACUGAAGAACAAAAGGAAGAAUAAUCAAAAAGAAGCGAAGACUGCAGAGGAAGAGGAGCGAGUGGCAGAGGAAACCCUUCAGACGGUGGAUGCUGAGAAGCUGCUGCUUGAGAUCACCAUGACAACACCAACAAAGAAGAAAAAGGCUCCAAAAGCAGGAAUCCAGACGCCUGAGAUCACUGUGGAUAAAGAGCUCCCAUUGGAUGAAACUGAGGUGGUUUCUUCCUCCAGGAAACCAACCAAGAAGAGGAGGAAGAUCCCUGUGGUGUUUGAGUUUGAGGCUGAUGAACAGGAGGCCAAGUCAAUCAAUGGCCUCACAGAAGAAGAGAUGGUCGCCAAGAAGACAAAACUGGGAAGUGAUGUUGACAAGCCAUCCACACCUCUGAGCUCUAAAAAGUCUCUAAAGAAGGCGAAGACCGCCUCACAGCCGCUGUCUGACUUCAUCACCUUUCAGAGCAACACUGUGGCGCCAACACCGCUCUUCUGCAAGACAAAAGGAGGCUGCAGCACCCCCCUGUCCAGGAAGAAGAAGAGUCAAACACCCAAAUCAGAAUCCAAGAAGGUGACCUUUGGUCUCAAGAAUAACAAAACAGCUGAGUUCAGGAAGACUGAUCGCAGCCUGCUGGUGAGUCCAGACGGGUCAUCACGAGUGGCCUUUGACCCAAAGCAGAAACCCAAGUUUGGGGUCUUGAAGUCUCCGCCCACACCACGUUCCACCACCAUCAAAAAGAAACCCAACGCCAACAGGAAGACAAGUUUGAAUACUCAAAAGAGUACACCUAAACGACGACCCUCAGCGGCAGAUUUCUUUUAACUUCCCAUGUUGAUUGUAGAUACAGAUGUAAUACUCUCUGUGAACUUUUUAAUAAUAGACACAUCCUGUUUUAGAGAGAGGUAUUUUUAUGUUUAUCUGAUAUCAGUUGGUUUUGCUUCUUUGAGUGACUUGAUGUUUGAAUAAAGUUACUCAUUCCAGCUUUUCCAUAUUUUUCAAAUGUUCACUUCCUGUGAUUGAUUUUAAUACAGAAUACUUUAGUAUUUUGAAUAUGAAGAAACUGUAUUUUGCCGAAAUGUUUUGACAUGAGGACAAUCCUUAAAUGGGUCUACUACAUCUUUACACAGGUCGAAUUCAAGGCAUUUCAGUGUAAAUGUGAACAAAUGUUUGAGAGUAAAAGCAGAAAUAAUGGUUAAGUGUAUAGUUUCUGUAAAACUUAAGGACAGAAGAUCUGUCGUAAAACAAUAAUGCCCAUAUGCACAUUGAAACCAUUUGUGCUCACUGUAGUCAUUCCUCCUGUUCAUGCAUGAAUGGAAGAGAUCAAUCAAAUCAAACAAUCCAGUCGUCUUUCUAUGUAUAAAAAAUUCAAAUAUCCUUAAAGGAGCUAUUCGUAAGUUUUGCCACACAGCCAGUGUUACUAUUUACAGCUGUUUACUUACCCGUCUCACCAAGAGUUUCAGUUAUCGUUGAAUUUUCAAUACAAGAGGUUAUAAUAUAUCCUCUGCUACUACUACAGCUACUUCUUUAGGCCAGACUGUACCAGAGCUAGCUGGUUGGCAUAAUAACUUCAGUAGAAGGAAAGCAAGACAACCAUCACUGCAGCUCUCCACUGAUCUGGGCUUUAUGUCAGUGUCCAAACAUAGCCUCUCCUCGGUGACAGUUUGUAAAGAAGAAAACUAAAGGACUCUGAGACAGAGAAACCAGAUUUUUUGGUCUGAUGAGACCAGGACUGUUUGGUCUUGUCUGGAGGAAACCAGUCAGGCCAUAGAAUUGCUGGGCAGUGCCACUAUUGAUGCAUUUGUGUAUCUGUGCUACCACAGCCAUGCCAACAUACAUUCAGAACAUUUGGAUUCAUUUUAUUUAAUCUUGGUUGAAU
Molecule: messenger RNA, 3915 nt
Organism: Seriola dumerili (greater amberjack)
Lineage: Eukaryota; Metazoa; Chordata; Actinopteri; Carangiformes; Carangidae
Gene: rrp1b
Product: ribosomal RNA processing 1B
Exons: 16
Coding region: 42-2861 (939 amino acids)
Biological process (GO): rRNA processing
Cellular component (GO): preribosome, large subunit precursor; nucleus; preribosome, small subunit precursor
Source: RefSeq, a predicted model, not a curated record